UAAAAUUAUUUGAAAAUUAAAAACCAAUUUCAAUAUAUUUUUUUGUUUGUAUAGUUGUAUAAUCGACCUUAUUACAUCGACUGUGUAAUUACUCUUUUCGAGACUUUAUUACGUACAAUUUACAGUGAUUUAGUUUUGAUUCUUUACCACGUAUCAUUAAAAAAAAUAGGUCAAGUGGCCCGUAAUUACAAUUCGAUAAUGAGAGAAAUUUCAUGAACAGUCGAAAACUCAAAAUGAGCGGACUGCUGGCGAAAAUCGCUCCGGAAAAAUACUUUCCUUGGCAUCAACUUUGUCUGAAAUAUUUCGGGCUAACUCCACCGACCAACCGAAUAUUGUGCAUUGUCUAUUGGAUCUUGUACAUACCGCACAUCUUAACCACCACCCUCUAUCUAUCAACAAACGAAAUCAUCAACCUGUAUCAACUGUUCGACACAGAUUUCAAGGAGGCUAUGUUUAAUUCACCGACCGUUGCGCUGCACUUGCUCAGCGCCAUACGCACAUUUUUGUGGCACGUGAAACUGAGGGAUAAAUUCAACGACUUUGUUGCCAUCGUCGACGAGGACUCUGACUAUAAGGUGUACGAUUUCAACUAUUUAAACUUGAUUGAAUAUAAACAUGAUAAAACUGCCUAUAGUUAUGAGCAAAUCAAGGCGAUUUGGAGGAAAUUUAACUGCAAGAAAACUGAUGAGAUAUCUUCAGAGAGACUGGAAAUUGAAUUUUAUGACAACAAGGUACGGUACGAGGCCAAAAUAUUUUGUUUUCUGUACACAACCAUGUUCCUUUUCUCCUUUAUAUUUUUGAUGAUUUUAUACUACACAAGCUCAUACCUGAGGGGUACUUAUGAAGCUUUCAAUCCGGCAUUAAAUAGAACGUCAGUUUACAGAUAUUACCCGUUUCAAAUCAGUAUGCCUUUUGAUACAUCUGUAUCUGAUGGGUAUUAUUAUUGGGGAGUGGUGUUUCAACUGUAUUUGUACUCCAGCAACAUCAUGACUGGGCUAAGUAAGUUAAAACACAUUACAUGUCAAUUGAUUACUUAUUACUUCAUUUCAGCCUUGAACACUUUGGGCGUUAUUUGUCCGAAACAAGCAAUGGUACAAUUAAAAGUCGUAAAGUUGGCAUUAAAAAAAGUAGAUGAAAACAUAGCAACAACAAAUAAAAAAACCAUAAUGUUUAUCACCGACAUGAGGCUUGUGGCCUGCAUAAAUAGAAUACAAAAUGCUCUCAAAUCCCACAAACUUAUUGAAGAUAUAUUUAAUGUGACGUUUUUAAUACAAUACUCCAUGAUGUCUCUUAUUUUAUGUGGUUUGUUAUACACCAUGCUUCUGGUUGAUAUAAAUGAAUUUAUGGCCUUUGGAGUGUGCAUACUGUUAAUACUGUUAGAUUGCUUCUGUUUGUGUUGGUUUAGUCAGUCACUAAGUGAAGAAUUUCAGUCUCUUAUAGGAACAAUACAUCAACUCAACUGGGUAAGUUACUCACCAGUUCUUAGAAAGAAACUUGUAUUUACUAUGAUGAGAUUAAAAAAGCCUGUUUGGAUGACUUUGGGUAAAUUUAUCAAUGUAAAUCUGUCCUUUUUCAAUAUUUGGAUUAAACAUACGUAUUCAGCCUUUACACUUUUAAAAGCUAUGAGAGAUAAGCAGUUGUAAUAUUUUAUUAAGGGUAGUUGUGAUUAGUUUUUAAAGUUUAUAAUUUUUUCACAUACACAAGUGCAAAAUUACACUUGUUCACUGUUAUAUUGGUAUUCAAUUUUCACUAAUCAAUUUAGAAAUUCAAUAAAAUGACUGCAAACAUUUUUAACAAAUAAUCAAUUCACAAAUAUUAUGCGUAUUAAGUAUUUUUGUGUCUUGAAACGA
Aethina tumida (small hive beetle) is the source of this 1850-nucleotide messenger RNA. RefSeq lists its product as uncharacterized. The transcript has 5 exons. NCBI's taxonomy places the organism in Eukaryota, Metazoa, Arthropoda, Insecta, Coleoptera, Nitidulidae. The record is from RefSeq and is a predicted model, not a curated record. Gene Ontology annotation, cellular component: plasma membrane. The coding region runs from base 213 to 1643 and encodes 476 amino acids. Gene Ontology annotation, biological process: sensory perception of smell; detection of chemical stimulus involved in sensory perception of smell. Gene Ontology annotation, molecular function: olfactory receptor activity; odorant binding.